Messenger RNA from Beta vulgaris subsp. vulgaris (sugar beet), 2663 nucleotides. RefSeq names its product sulfite reductase 1 [ferredoxin], chloroplastic. The coding region runs from base 193 to 2262 and encodes 689 amino acids. The record is from RefSeq and is a predicted model, not a curated record. The transcript is spliced from 8 exons. NCBI's taxonomy places the organism in Eukaryota, Viridiplantae, Streptophyta, Magnoliopsida, Caryophyllales, Amaranthaceae. Gene Ontology annotation, molecular function: heme binding; sulfite reductase (ferredoxin) activity; 4 iron, 4 sulfur cluster binding. Gene Ontology annotation, biological process: sulfate assimilation. Gene Ontology annotation, cellular component: sulfite reductase complex (NADPH); chloroplast stroma.
UUUCAUUUUUUCUGCACUUUCAUCACCACCAUCCAACAUUCAACAACGCCAACGUCCUAUCUGUCUAUUUUCUCUCUCCUCAAAUUACAAAUAUAUCUGCUCAGACUUCAGAACCCUAAGUGGGGUUUUUCUGGGUUUUUCUUGUUCUUAUUUUGGGUGGUCUUAGUUUUUCAUUUACAAUCCUACAUAGUUAUGACGACGUCGUUUGGAGCUGCAAAUACCGCCAUUUUUAUUGACCCACCAAAGCUUCAAAUUCAGACCUUUAAUGGGUUGAAAACUUCUGGGUUGAUUUCUGUGCACAAAACUAUUCAUGGGUUUUCUUCAUCUUCUUCGAAUUCUUCUACCAUAAGAGCUAUCUCAACGCCAGUAAAGCCUGAGACUGCUGCCGAGCCUAAGCGUAGUAAGGUCGAAAUAUUCAAGGAGCAAAGUAACUUCAUAAGGUACCCUCUUAAUGAGGAGAUGGUGAAUGAUGCCCCCAAUAUAAAUGAGGCUGCUACACAGUUGAUUAAGUUCCAUGGGAGUUAUCUACAGUAUAAUAGGGAUGAGAGGGGUGCAAAAUCUUACUCGUUUAUGCUUCGUACGAAAAAUCCUUCUGGGAAAGUGUCCAACAGAUUGUACUUAGUAAUGGAUGAACUUGCUGAUGAAUUCGGCAUUGGAACUCUAAGGUUGACGACAAGACAAACAUUUCAGCUUCAUGGAGUCUUGAAGAAGGACAUGAAGACAGUGAUGGGAACCAUUAUUAGAAACAUGGGAUCGACUCUUGGUGCUUGCGGGGAUCUUAACAGAAAUGUCCUUGCUCCGCCUGCCCCACUUGCUCGAAAGGAUUACUUAUAUGCCCAAGAAACAGCUGAGAAUAUUGCUGCUCUCCUAACUCCUCAAUCAGGUUUCUAUUAUGAUGUGUGGGUUGAUGGAGAGAGAUUUAUGACUGCCGAACCCCCUGAAGUAGUGAAAGCUCGUAAUGAUAAUUCCCAUAAUACAAAUUUCCCUGAUUCUCCAGAACCCAUCUAUGGAACCCAAUUUUUGCCUAGGAAAUUCAAGAUUGCUGUCACAGUUCCCACUGAUAACUCAGUAGACAUAUUCACUAAUGAUAUUGGUGUUGUCGUUGUAUCUGAUGACAAUGGAGAGCCUCAGGGUUUCAACAUAUAUGUUGGAGGUGGCAUGGGAAGAACACACAGGUUAGAGAGCACUUUUGCUCGUCUGGCUGAACCUAUUGGCUAUGUGCCAAAGGAAGAUAUAUUGUAUGCUAUCAAAGCUAUUGUCGUUACUCAGAGAGAAAAUGGUAGAAGAGAUGACCGUAAAUACAGCAGGAUGAAGUAUCUAAUUAGUUCAUGGGGUAUCGAAAAGUUCAGAAGUGUUGUUGAAGAGUAUUAUGGAAAGAAGUUUGAGCCAAUUCGUGAGUUGCCAGAGUGGGAAUUCAAGAGUUUUCUGGGUUGGCAUGAGCAGGGUGAUGGAAGUUUAUUUUGUGGCCUUCAUGUUGACAAUGGCCGUAUAAAAGGCGUAAUGAAGAAAACAUUGAGGGAAGUAAUUGAGAAAUAUAAUUUGAAUGUGCGUAUCACAGCUAAUCAAAACCUUAUCCUGUGUGAUAUUCGCCGUGCAUGGAAACGUCCAAUCACCACAAUGCUUGCUCAGGGUGGCCUGCUGGAACCUAGGUAUGUAGAUCCUCUCAAUGUAACUGCAAUGGCUUGCCCUGCUCUACCUAUGUGUCCACUGGCAAUAACUGAAGCUGAACGAGGAACCCCUGACUUAUUGAAACGGAUCAGGGCUGUGUUUGAGAAGGUUGGCCUCAAGUACAAUGAAUCUAUUGUUGUAAGAGUUACGGGCUGCCCUAAUGGAUGUGCAAGACCCUACAUGGCUGAGCUAGGACUUGUUGGAGAUGGUCCUAACAGCUAUCAGAUAUGGCUGGGUGGUACACCAAACCAAACAUCAUUGGCAAAGACCUUCCUGAACAAGGUCAAAAUUCAAGAGCUAGAGAAGGUGCUGGAGCCUCUAUUUUAUCACUGGAAACGCAAUCGUGGAGCUAAGGAAUCAUUUGGCGAAUUCUCAAACCGCACGGGUUUUGAGAAACUUCAAGAGUGGGUAGAGAAAUGGGAAGGUGUACCACAAUCAUCUGGUAAAUUCAACCUGAAGCUUUUUGCUGAUAGGGAAACAUACCAAGCCGUAGAUGAAAUGGCUAAGUUGCAAAACAAGACAGCCCAUCAGUUGGCCAUGGAAAUUAUCCGCAAUUAUGUUGCUGCCGAGCAAAAUGGCAAAAGUGCUGAAUAAGUUCGUCGCAUCUGAAAUUCUAGAUGUAUGUAGUAUCUUCAUAAAAGUCCAGGAAAACGCCUGCUGUUUUCACUGUCAUUUCCUCUGAGAUGUUGCUGCAUUAUAACAGCCACAGUUGCCUGGACAAAUUUUCUUGGUUUUUCUUUAUCCGCUUCUAAACCUCCCCUUCUGCAAGCCAUUUUGUUUUGAUUAGACUUAUUUAUGUAUUGUUCUCUCUCGAAGGUUUUGGUUGUAAUCUUGAUCUGAGUUUUUAGUUUUCCUCGUUGUUGUGCCCAUAAGCCCAUUAGCAGUGCUGCCAUUUUUCCGGUGGCUGUGUGAAAAUUUACCCAAGGUUGCUAAUGAAAACUUGUAAUUUGAGUAUGAGAAUGCAUGACCAAAUUGGUACAUGAAAAUUUUUGUUA